Molecule: messenger RNA, 2997 nt
Organism: Aspergillus affinis
Lineage: Eukaryota; Fungi; Ascomycota; Eurotiomycetes; Eurotiales; Aspergillaceae
Exons: 2
Coding region: 1-2997 (998 amino acids)
Biological process (GO): nucleoside metabolic process
Molecular function (GO): catalytic activity
Source: RefSeq, a predicted model, not a curated record
AUGGGUAACUCCUCCCCGGAAGCGCCCUCUGAGCUGAUAAAUUUAGUCAGUGACGCCGCGUUGUCGCUAAGCGAAAUUAUCAACCACCUUCCACCUUCGCAAGCCCGACUUUAUAGAGGGCUCAAGAGGGGCUUUACUUAUCUUAUCCUUGAAAUCAAGUCAAACGAGAUCCACCGCGCCCUCCUUCACCGACGGCAACUAGCAGAACUUCUCAACGCCGUGGCCGGCUCGAUUAGCGAUAGUUUAAAAGAAAGUUCUGUGCAGGAUGCAUACCAGCGGGAAGUGUGUGGUCAAGGGAAGGACAAGUCUACGGUUUUCUCUUUUCUCUCGUGGAUGAGCUCUCAAAAGACUGAAGAGAAGUCGGUAGAGCUAGACAACAAAUGCAUAGGGUCUCCAUUUCCAAUAUUGGUGAUGUUUUGUGACCUCAGCCACAGCUCCACUUUGCAGAAGGUCGACUUGGCAGGCUUCCUCAACAAUGACAUACAGGUUCUUCAAAGACUCCUUGCCAUAAUCGGAAAAUGGAAUGAAGCGGUAGAUGCUAUUUUUGCAACUGACGGAUUGGACAUUGGCACAGACGAAGAUGACAAAAUCUAUCCGGAUUUCAGUAUUGACCUCACGUCCAUGUCAGGACCAACCAGUGUUCGUCGUCUUUCAACAGCUCUUCAUGAUGUAUUACAUAGCAACUGGCCAUGUAAUGUGGAUGAGCAUGAUCACAAUGGGAAGCUAGGUGAAUGCUAUGAAGCCAAUUUCUAUCUCGACCCACAUUGGACCUCUGGCAGUUUAACUAGUGAUGGAUUAUUUGUCGUUCUGAGGGGUCCAGAUCUACUUCAAGAAAGUCGUAUAUGUGUACAUGAUCCCAGCAGUGCUCUCGAAACCCAUACGCCUGCGUGUCUAACGCCUCAUGAAGACUCGCACCCAUUCUGCCUACAUUUCACAGUCGAUGGCGAAAGCCAAUUGUGGGAUCAGCAACAACUUGUUAGACCACUAGAAGUCUUUCACCCAGAGCAUGAUUACGUUGACCAGGACCUCCGAAAUCUAUUUAGCAGCUUCAGACCCGCUUACACUACCAAGCGAGUUUUGGGAGUCAUUUUAGCGCGGACAGUCCUCCAUCUCUUUGAAGGACCAUGGAUGAACAGUCAUAUGUCAAUAGAAGACUUUACCAUCUUUUGUCGACGUGACAACGAUCAAACCGAGCCUUCUUUUGAUAAACUAUUUCUGUCAACAAAGUUUCAGUCAGGUCUAAUUGCAAAUAGAUCAUCUAGACGUGGCUAUAGCGUCCACCCCUUUCCAACCAUUCUGGCAUUGGGCAUCGUAUUAAUGCAAAUUGAGUUGGCAGACGACCUGGAGGAUCUUUAUACAGAGCCUUGGUUUGGCACCUUAAAGCAUCGGCCAUUUGAUUUGGCCAAACAGUUGUUACAACAAUGCCAGCUGCGCCUACACAUGGGGACCGGCAUGGUCCGCGCGGCAAGAUUCUGCACAGAUCGCACUUCACUGGCUUCAUUUACUCGAUCCAACCCGGAUCUCUUAUUUUCUACGCACGAUUUUGCAAAGACCUAUUACCAAAAUAUAGUCAGGCCUCUAGAGGAGGACCUUGUCAGCGGGGCCAACUGGAGCUGGGCUGAGGUUCAGCAAUUGAAGCCCUUCGGUUCGGACAACGUAACCUAUCUCAAGGUCAAAUCCCAACAGGCCCCUUCAGCGGUUCGACCAAAAUAUCCUUGUGAAACAGGUGGAUCUUACGUCCAGAAUUUCAAGCAUGGCUUCCACAAACCUGCAAGCAGAUUAUCGACUUUAAGCGACGAUCAUGUCGGAGAACUUUCUGCCACACACGAUGAUAUUUCAAGAGGUGACACCUUCAAUUCUGUAUCACUUCACUCAUUGAAACACUCGGUUGCCUCUGAGCAUGUACCUGCCCGCGAUGAAAGUAUAUACAAUCAAACAAUGCUCCUCGACCACACUGCCCAUGGCCGAUUCCCAAAGAAGCCACAAAACAGGGAUGAGUUCGAGAUUGCAAUCAUUUGUGCUCUCCCAAGGGAAGCAGAUGCUGUCAUUUCAAUAUUUGAUCAAGUUUGGGACGAAGGCUACUAUACAUACGGAAAGGCUUCCAAUGAUCCAAAUUCAUAUACAGCCGGUGUCAUAGGUGAUCAUAACGUGGUGGUCGCGCACCAACCACGCAUGGGAAAGGCAAAUGCAGCGACGGUUGCAUCAAAAUGUACUAUGAGCUUUACGAAUGUCAAACUGGCGUUUCUCGUCGGAAUAUGUGGCGGCGCGCCCCGACAUGCGGAGAAUAACGAAGAAAUCCUGUUGGGAGAUGUCGUCAUUAGCAAGGGUGUUAUCCAGUACGACUUUGGAAGGCAAUACACUAGUCAGAUGGUACGCAAAAUAUCCAAUGCGGAUCUUCUUGGCCGACCAAACCCCGAGGUCGGAUCGAUCCUUGCCAAAUGUGAAACAGUAUAUCACAGGACAUCCCUUGAAAACAAUGUCUGGGAGAACCUGGAUUCUCUGGAUCAGGAUUCCCUCUGUUACCCUGGGCCAGAUACAGAUCAAUUAUUUCCUGCGUCAUACCAUCACCAACAUCGGCAUUUCUCACUGUGUCAUACGUGCUGCAUGACUACGGAUGGCACCACUUCAGUGUGCGAAAAAGCCAUGGUCUCUUCUUGCGAGGUUCUCAAAUGCCAUGAUGGUGGAACUUCGUUUGUCGCUCGCUCCCGAAAGAACCAGAGAAACCGGCCAAAUGUUCACAUCGGCUUAGUCGCAUCUGGAGACUCGGUCAUGAAAUCCGGGAUCUUGCGAGAUAGACUUACCGAUGAGACCAAAGCAAUUGCCUUUGAGAUGGAAGGGGCUGGGGUGUGGGGUAACUUCCCCAGUGUUGUCAUUAUCAAGGGCGUAUGCGACUAUGCAGAUAGCCACAAAAGCAAAGGGUGGCAGAUUUACGCGGCUUCAACUGCUGCUGCGUGUAUGAAGGCUUUUAUCAGACAUUGGGAUGUUCCGUCGAGGUGA